Molecule: messenger RNA, 1543 nt
Organism: Schistocerca cancellata (South American locust)
Lineage: Eukaryota; Metazoa; Arthropoda; Insecta; Orthoptera; Acrididae
Product: zinc finger BED domain-containing protein 4-like
Exons: 3
Coding region: 788-1543 (251 amino acids)
Source: RefSeq, a predicted model, not a curated record
UGCUACGGAAAUGACGGUGGGCCAUCGGGGAGAGGGGGUGGCAAAUAACGGGAAUCUAUUGUCUCAUUUCUCUGCAAUUCUUGGUGUUCCGGAACAGGUGUCACUCUCUUUCCGGCCUUUGGUUGCGUUAGAGGGUAUUGACUUUCGUUCCGCGUUCUUGUUUUUCUUUGUGUUGUUGCUAUUACUACCAAUAGUUGCCAACAUGAAGAGGUUGAGGACAAGCGAAAUGUGGUCAUAUUUCGAAACUCUUGAUCGAGAGUUUGCGAAAUGUACUUUGUGCGGUAAGAAAUUAUUGUACAAAUCGACGACGACGAAUUUAAAAAAACAUCUUCAGAAAUCACAUUUAAUUGUGAAUUUGUCUUCACAAAGACCUUCGGAGCUAGAUUUGGGUGAAACCCUUCCUGUAGAGGCGAUCCUUGGCACCAGUAGUGUGGAAGAGGAGCGAGCUGCUCCAGCCCCCUCAAUGCAGCAAGGUGUUCAAAGUUCUAUGACAUCGUACCUCUCCAAAAGGAUUGGAGUGAAUCAGAAAAAGAAGAUAGAUGGGCAACUUCUUCAGCUGUUCACUAAAGACUUCCAACCAUUUUCAGUCAUUGAAGAUUCGGGGUUUCGGGGUUUUGUGCGGGCCCUUAAUCCUGGUUAUGAGUUACCAAGCAGGAAGCAUAUUUCAGAUGUAAUGCUGCAAGCAGCAUAGACAGCAGCAAAGGAGAAAGUGGUAGACAAACUGUCAGCUGCGAAGACAGUUUGUUUGACCACAGAUUGCUGGACAUCGGCAGCAAAUGAAGGUUACAUGGCAGUGACGGGGCAUUUUGUGUCUGAAGAUUUCACCUUGCAAUCUGUGUUGUUAGGAUGUUCCCAAUUCUCUGGUGCACGUACUGCUUCGAAUCUGUCGGCAUCUCUAAUAGGCACGACAGAUAACUUCAGGCUGACAGACGAAGUUUUGCUGGUUGUGACGGAUAAUGCACCAAAUAUUAAAAAUGCAGUAUCCAUUUUACAGUGGAAAAACUUUGGGUGCUAUGCACACACACUAAAUCUUAUUGUGCAGAAUGCACUAAAACAUUUUGUGUCAGUUCAGCAGAAAGUCAAAACUAUUGUAGCAUUCUUCAAGAGAAACUGCAAGGCAACAGAAAGACUGCUGACAUACCAACAAAAUAAUGGGGCAGGUCAUGUUAAAAAACUGGUGCAGGAGGUGCCAACAAGGUGGAACUCUACUCUGUGUAUGUUAGAGCGAAUAGUUGAAAUUAAAGAUGCAGUGAAGACUUCACUUGUACUAUUCACAGUUGAUUUUGAACAACUGACAGACGAGGAAUGGAACAUCUGCUCAGAACUCUGCUCUGCGUUGAAGCCAUUUGCACAGGUUUCAACACAGCUUAGUGCUGAGUCAUAUCCUACUGGCAGCCAAGUUAUUGUUCUGACAAGGGGAUUAUUAUCAGUGUGCGCAGAACUUUUGAAAAAGCCAUUUAACAGUGUGACAAGGACUGUCAUUGAAGAAUUAACAAAAGGCCUGAAGGACCGUUUCCACAAUGUAGAGAGAGCAAGUCUAUAG